UAGUCCAUUGCCUUUUUGCCGCCGAAGGGCUCGGUCGGCUUCAGUUCCGUCGUCUUUUUCUAGGGUUCCCUCUCGAUCGGAUGAUCUCGCUCUGUGGAUUCCGCUUCCGUCCUCAUUGUUGAAUCCAAGUAGAAGGAUCUUUCUUUUUCCCUGGCUGGCCGUGUAAUUCAUUGUAUUGAUUUGGUUGACGGGAUCUGAUCUUGGAGGCGGCUCCCGGGAAUUGUUGAUGGAGAAUCGCUGGGAUUUCUUACAAUGGCUGGGACCGGAUGCGUCUACCUCCGUGUUUACGAGGUUAGAUGAACCGGCGGAUCUGGUGCGGGCUAGUGCCGUGUCGCGAUCGUGGCGUCGGUUCGUUGUAGAACAUGGUCUUAGUAGGAGUUUGUGUACAAGAAAGUUUCCUGAGGUAUUAAACUUCUCCAAUGUCAUUAACGAAAGCAAUGCGGAUGUGGAGUGUAGCAGUUCAUAUGAUUGGACAAGCCUGGAGAAAAGGCACAUAUUAUAUUCCCUUUUAUGUCAUUUAAUUUCUUCUCCUGAAGGUAAAACGGAUUGCAUUGAUCUGGGGAUAUUUGCUUCCAGCACUGAUGAUGAACCAUUUGAAAGCAUUCAGAAUACUUUGGUGGCAAAUGAGAUAGUAGGUGGCCUUCCUUCAUAUUGGUCAAGUGGUGGACAAAAUGAUACUGCAGUGCCUGAAACUCUUACCUACAGAUUGAUCUCUGACUUCUGUGUUGUGGACGAAAUAAAAAUCCAGCCAUUUAAAGCUUUCUUCCAGGAUGGCCAUCCCAUAUAUUCCUCAAAAUUUGUUCGGUUUCGUUUUGGUUCUAGAUCAAGAAAAGCUAUCAGUGCAUACACCAACAAAUCUCUACAGUUAGAUCAUAGUGAGAAGUACAACUGGACAUAUGUUUCUCCCAAAUUUGCAAUGAUACAGGAAAAUGUAUUGCAAUCUUUCAAACUUCCGCAUCCAGUCGUCUGCAUUGGUGGAAUCUUGCAGAUUGAACUGAUGGAAAGGGUCCAGAGGCAAGCAGCAGAUGGUCUGUUUUACAUAUGCGUGUGCCAUGUCGAAGCAAUUGGAAGAUCGCUUUCGCCUCCCUUCCAAGUUAUUAAUCUUCUCACUCCUGGGAGUAUGGCACUAUGGUACCUGCGGAGAAGUUGUGUAUGAUACACGACUCAAAAUUUUUGUUUGUUAUGUAUGAUCCAAUGCGAGGAUUGAUUUACCAUAUUACUUGAAAAUGGACUCUUCAAAUUUUGCAUCUUUUGAAUUACAAUUUGUUGUGCAAAAUAAUUUUGUGGACAUGGUGUUUGUGAAAGCUAUGAGAAAUAAAAAAAGAUGGCAUAUUUUUCAUGAUUAA
Messenger RNA from Zingiber officinale, 1346 nucleotides. Its product is annotated as F-box protein At4g00755-like. The record is from RefSeq and is a predicted model, not a curated record. NCBI's taxonomy places the organism in Eukaryota, Viridiplantae, Streptophyta, Magnoliopsida, Zingiberales, Zingiberaceae. The transcript has 5 exons. Gene Ontology annotation, molecular function: protein binding. The coding region runs from base 227 to 1156 and encodes 309 amino acids.